Molecule: messenger RNA, 9687 nt
Organism: Coregonus sp. 'balchen'
Lineage: Eukaryota; Metazoa; Chordata; Actinopteri; Salmoniformes; Salmonidae
Source: the annotation of a GenBank genome assembly
CGUUGUUUCUUUGACCUUCCAGUACUUCCUGAUUGCACAUUACAUCACAUUGAUAAACAGUUUUAUUUCGACAAAGUUGAUAUGUAUGAGAUUAUUAUAUAUUUUAGUUGAAUUAACUAGAGGUUCUUCUGGUUCUUUUCGUUGAAUAGACGUGGGCAACAUUGAAUGAGAGGUUACUUCUACAGUCAGUAGCAGUUAAAUAACUGAUAACAUGCAGAACUACGGUAAAGCAAUAAAUACUUUUGUUGGACAAUAUCCGACAGGGAUCGCUCUUAUCGCAAUCACAGGUAAAAACAUACUUUUUUAAAUUAUCACAGGUCCUUCAUGAAAUGUAACAACAACGUAGGUAACGUAGCAAAGUCGUGUAACUCAAUUGGUCCAAAAAAAGCUUUUGAUUUAACCUAAUUUUAACAUUCUGUCAAAGAGCACAUGUUCAACUUAAUAAAAAACUAUUUUACCCAUCUCAAAGAGGUUUAUAUAUAAAAAAUGACUAUAGUAAGUGCAUGUUAAGUGCCAAAUAAAGUAGCAGGGUUGACCAUAACAGGACUGACGAUUUAAUCUUUAAAUCAGCCAUAAAUCCGCUUGUGACAGGGAGAAUGGAAGCUUGUUGUGUUCAACAGGGAGGGGCAAUUGAAUGCAAGUUUCACAAAACAUGUGUUAUUGUUUAAACAUUUAUAGCCUGUCUAUCUAUAGGUAGCAGGGUUGGCGUGUUAUGCUCGAACCGCUCAGUUUUCCACCACAACACACCAGAAAAUGGCCCAAAAUAGUAAAAACUGUUUACCUGCUUUUACACUAUGAUUGACUAUAAGAUGUUUCUUUUGGGAAAAAUAUAAAAUAUAAAUAGUAUACUUAAAAUAUAAAAGGGAUGCAAAAGGCACUAUUUUCAUGGAACAAUCCAGCUACGAUCUCUCACUGUAACUGUAAACACUGAGGUAUAUGACUGUAAAGGCUUCUGUGGGUGGGAGGAAGGGGUCCCUGGUUGUGGCGGGGCGGAUGGGGAUGUGGGGCUGGCCAGGCAACUCAGGUAGGCUAUUAGGGAAGGGAGGGGGAUGGAAGCCGGGAGGGGUGGAACAUGUGGUACAUACAUGACGUCCAUAACUACCUAAUCAUCACUGUUUUUAUUUGAACUUCAUAAAGUGUUUUAGUUUUCAAAUCCUUUCUGCAGUCUGAUGGACAUCCUGACAGAUUUCGUCUGUCCCUAUUGUGAUGUCAUCAUAUCAGAUACUGUCUUGCCCUAUUCUGAUGUCAUCACAUCAGAUUCCAUAAAAAUAAGAAUGUCAGAUUCUGUCUGGCACUAUUGUAAUGUAAUCAAAUCAGAUUCUGACUGGCCCAUGUUUUGAUGUCAUCAGAUCAGAUUCUGUCUCACCCUAUUCUGAUGUCAUCCCAUCAGAUUCUGUCUGGCCCUGUUGUGAUGUCAUCAAAUUUGAGAACUGUCUGGCCUUGUUGUGAUGUCAUCACAUCAGAGGUUUUAACAUAGAGAUCCUAUUAAAUUAUUCUCAUUCCUAAUUCUAUGGGUUUUAAAUUCUACCCCCAGAAAUUAUGUCUAGUGUUAUUUUGUUGUGAUGUCAUCACAUCAUAUUCCCUCUGGCCCUGUGAUGUCAAGGAUUCAUCUGACUCUAGAUACUAGAUGCAUUUUGUUCACCUGGUGUGCUAAGAGGGCGGAGGUUGCAUCUUUAGAAUGGGACUUCUGAAACCUAACAUCAAGUUCACCAAUUGUGUCAGACUGAGCUUUUAAAGCUUCAAUUCAUGUGCAAAAUAAAUGGAAAAUCUUGGAUUGUAAUGUUAUAUGCUAGCUAUUUCUUUGAAUAAUUGUCUGACCAAGUUAGUCGGAUUGACUUGUAAAGUUACUAAAUUAUGAUUAAUCAUAACAGUUUAUGACUUUUUUAACUAUCUAUAAGCUACUUUAUAAACUACUUAUAAACCAUUUACAAAUAAAUUAUAAAGUGUACCUCAAUGUAAGGUGUUACCAUAAUAUUGUGACAGGAGUGGGGCUCUUUGCUCUGCGUAAAUGGCUGGCUGGAGGGGUGUGUACGAGCAAAGCCCGGCUGGACGGGAAGACUGUCCUUAUCACCGGAGCCAACACUGGGAUUGGGAAAGAGACUGCCGUUGACAUGGCUAGCAGGGGUGAGCAACAAGUAUUCGACUUCUUCUCUGUUCAUUGUAGUUAGACAGUUGAUAUGAUGAGCUCACAGUGUAAUGUCUGUUCUGUGUUUGGCCACAGGGGCGAGGGUUAUUCUGGCCUGCAGGGACAUGACAAGAGCCAAUCAAGCCGCAGAGGGCAUCAGGAAGAGGAGUGGCAAUGGGAAUGUGAUUGUCAAAAAGUUGGACUUGGCAUCCCUACAGUCGGUGCGACAGCUAGCCAAAGAGAUCCUGGAAAGUGAAGAGAGACUGGACAUCCUUAUUAAUAAUGCAGGUAGAGGGACACUUCCCAGCUAGCACAUAACAUUAUGAGAACCAUAUGUUUCUUAUAGCUUGGUGAGCGCGUGAUUGUCCUAUAGUUAUUUUGCAUACAACCUUCCCACAACCUUAUGGGAAUGGUGCAGGAUAGUUGUUUAACAGAAAGUUUCCUAAAUGUUUUCUUGUGGUUUUUAUGGAACGUUUUCUGAACGUUCUCAGAACAAUUUGAGAACAUUACUUUAAAAAGAACCAUGAGGAAACCUGUAGUAAACGUUAUGCUGAAGUACUGAAAUUCCCACAGAAGAACGUUGUUUCUUAAUGUUCUCUGGACUAUUUGACAACCUUCCCAAUGUCAAACCAGUUGGAGAAUGUUCCUAGAAAAUUACCAAAAUAGAAAUGAAAUGUAACCAUAUUAUUUCAAAACAUAUACAUUCCGUUGUCAGCAUCAACACAACUCUCUCUAUCCUCUUGUUAAGUGUAUUCGGGUGAUCUUAAUGAGUGAUUGUUUCCUUUGAAACAGGGUCUGUUUGAAUAGACUAAAAUGAACAGCUUUGUAUGCUUAAAAAAACAUGGCAUACUAGCUCCAUCCUGGUGGCGCAGUGGACUAAUUCCAUGGAUAGAGAACAGAAGAUUAUAGGUUCGAAUCUCACUGAUGCCGUGUCACAAUAUAAAAUAAAUGUGUUUGCAUGAUUAAUGCCUAAGGAAAUUAAUUUCCCUGUGUUCUAUCUGUGCUUGGAGUUCAGAAAAGCUAACCCAAAAUAAGCUAUCAGUGUUAUUAAACGUCUUGUUGAAACAUUCAGUGAAAGUUUUAAGGUAGUUAUUAAAAACCUCAAAAUAACCUAUAAUGUCAUUAAUAAAACCUCCCAGGAAAACUUUCAAGGAACCAGAGUAAAACAUUCUCAGAACCUCCCUGCAACCUAAAAGUAAAUGUUCCCAGAACAGGCAAAGUUAAUCAAAGGUUCAGUUUUACCGCUCAAGAAACGUAUGGCUUCGUUCCCACAACCAAUGUGAAACCAAAAACAACUUGAGGUGUCAUAAAAAAGAAAUGCGCCCCCCUCCCCAAUGAAAAAAAUAUUUUCACAUUACCCUCCCCUUGUACUGUAAAAUAAAUUGAACACCCUCCCCCCUCAUUGAAUUAACUCAAAAUAAUGUUUACGACCACAAAUAACAAUAACUGUAGCGACCCUGUGUUUAUAAACGUGAAUAUCUACUGUGGUUUUGUGGCACAUUCAAUGCCACGCAGGGUUACGGGCCAGAAGGUUGAGGGUUCGCCGACCACCACAGAGGAGCUCACUCUCCCUGCCUGUUUCAUUUCUUCACGAUCAGAGCUGGUUUCAGACAAUGAUCAGCUAGGGGAAAUCAGAUUUUAAACAUUUUGAUGCCAUAUUUAUAAUUCUAUAAUUAUUUUCCACCAAUAGGUUUAUGUGCCAAAUCACCACACAACAAUAAACAAAACAUACUGACAUGGUUUGCGUUUUCAACGCCACAAUAAAUAGACUGUCAAUCUGGACAGAAAACAAAUCCCUCCCUAAUUUCUAGGCUUACCCAGUAUCAAAUUGACUUGUUGCAGAUAAAAGUCUGCGGAAAUACGUAGUGCACAUAAAAAUACCUUUUGAGGUUAAAUUCCCAUGUAUCGAAUAAAAAAUGCAAGUUAAAUGGGUUUCCAUCACAUUUUCAACUGCAGGCAUACUGAUGGGUUUGUCACAAAAAAAAAUUGCGUAGGUACAGGUAUAGCGAAUGUGCCCACUAUGGUAUUGGCACGUGCGCUCUAGCCAACAGCUUGCAGAUACAGUGCAGGUAUAGCUUACUACAUGAUGAGAUUAUUAUGGACAAAAUAUUAUUUUUAUUUGUCAAAUGGCAGCCAAGCAUCUAUUGAUCAUCAUGUCACCAGAAUAAGACCCUCGAUAUUUAUUGAAAGGAGCAUCAACCUCAUCACUGUGCCCUUUUACACCGCCCUGUGAAGUUCAUCAUAAUUUAUUUAAUCUGUAGCCUAAUAAACUGCAUGCUUUCCCAUGAUGUGGAUAAUUUUUUUAUCAAACAUGUAGGCUACUUUACUCACAUAGAUUUUUUGGAUGGAAACCUGGUUAAUGUCAAGGAUGCUGGAAUUAUAUUUUGGAUGAACGUGCGCAUGCCUACAGGAUAAUUUUUGAAGUAGCCUAAUCAGAUUAAAACAUUGUGACUGGUUGUGUUUAUGCCACAUAUAAAAAGUAAUACAUUAAACAAGUUAAAUGAUCAAUAUUUAGGCUAUAUUGAAGCAUUAGCGUCUAGGUGCAUGAGGAAUAGCCACUCGGAUUGGAGAGGAGGCAGAGCAUGUGUUAAGCUUUCCUGAAUAACUGGGCCUGCCGGGAGCAUAUGUGUUCACGUUAUUAUAGGACGACUUGGGAGAAUGGUGAUCUGCAACAGACAGCGCAUUCAGUAUCAGAAGUAAAAAUAAAGCCAGACUGGCCUGCUACUGUGUCUUUCUAUAAACGGUUGAGAGUAGACCCACAACUGAUCCAAAUCAAAUGAAACAUUCAAAUCACAGGACAUUUUCACUGCAGCCUAGAAUAGUCUAGAAUGUUGUACUCACUUGAAAACAAUAUUGCCAUUAUUCGUUGCAUUGAGGUUUUGUAGGCUAGUCUAGGUAGGAUAAUUGUAUUGUCUCUAAACAAGAUCAAUAGAGGAGAUUUUUUAUCUGUUUGUCUCAUGUCUUCACUGUUCUUUCAUGCGCAAUGAUGCACCUGACCUCUCCACUGCCUAUCAGCUAUUCCUAUUUGUUCUGGUUGAUUCAUAUAAAACAUUGAUGGAGCUUUUAAUGUUUUUAUGUGUGGUAUGAUUGCUAGUUAGCCUAUUGCAGAUCUGGACAAACAAUCCACCUACCACUAUUGUCACUAUGAAUGGUGGAUCGAGGGCAGGAUAGACCGUUAGACUGGUAGACUACUGACCUGUGGUAUAGUAACAGUUAGCACAAAGUGUAGUGCAUAUGGGAAGUACCAAAACACCUUGAUUAUAGUGGCGCAUGCGAGCAGUUUGGCUAGGAUGGAAUAAAUUAUAUAGUAAAACCUGCAACUAGCGAAUGUAAACCAGGGGAAAAAACGCACUGCCCUCCCCUGUGCCCAAGAAAAAAAAACACAACCCUCCCCAAAGCCCAAAAAAAAGUUUGACAACCCUCCCCUAUUUUCGACCAGUAAAUUACGAUCCGUCCCUUGGCAAGCAUGGUAACGUUGCACUAUUCAGCUGUGCUCAUUGUUAAUAGGGUAAUAGUUGACUGCCAUUCCGCCCGUGGCUAAUUUAUAGUAAAGGAGGAGGAGUGACAUGACGCUGUGCUGUUGAUGAGAAGAUUGUAAACAUUAGAAAUAAAUUACCACUGUGCCCAUAGAAGAGGAAGCAAUGUGAAUUAUAUUGUGCUUACUAAAUGAAGUUAAGUGAGCUAUUCAUUCAGACCAGCCUUACUGAUUGAACCUACAUUAUCAACUACAUUUCAGAGAGUAGACUAACUUUUCUUCUCUGUGUCUGUUGAUAGGUAUCAUGAGCUGUCCAAAAUGGCAAACUGAAGAUGGCUUUGAGAUGCAGUUUGGUACCAACCACUUGGGCCACUUUUUAUUGACAAAUUGCCUUUUGGAUCUCCUUAAGAAAUCAGUCCCAAGCCGUAUUGUCAAUGUCUCCAGUUUAGCUCAUGAAAAAGGUAUAACUUUGUCUUUGUCAUUUACCAUAUAAGACAAUGAUUCAGUGUUUAUAGGAUAUAUGAUUGAUUGCCCAAACAAAAUCCAUGAUUUAGCCUGUAAUUGUAGAUUUAAUUCAUAAAGUGUUUUCAUGUACAGUGCCUUCAGAAAUAUUAAUACCCCUUGACUUAUUCCACAUUUUGUUGUGUUACAGCCUGAAUUCAAAAUUGAUUAAAUAGAUUUCUCUCACCCAUUUACUCACAAUACCCCACAAUGACAAAGUGAAAACAUGUUUUAAGUUUUGCACAUUUAUUGAAAAUGAAAUACAGAAAUAUCUCAUUUACAUAAGUAUUCACACCCCUGAUACUUUGUCGAAGCACCUUUGGCAGCGAUUACAGCUGUGAGUCUUUCUGGGUACGUCUCUAAGAGCUUUUCACUCCUGGAUUGUGAAACAUUUGGCCAUUAUCAUUUUCUAAAAUUUUCAAGCUCUGUCAAAUGUGUUGUUGAUCAUUGCUAGACAACCAUUUUCAGGUCUUACCAUAGAUUUUCAAGCAGAUUUAAGUCAAAACUGUAACUCGGACACUCAGGAAUACUCACUGUCGUCUUGGUAAGCAACUCCAGUGUAGAUUUGGCCUUGUGUUUUAGGUUAUUGUCCUGCUGAAAGGUGAAUUAAUCUCCCAGUGUCUAGUGGAAAGCAGACUGAACCAGGUUUUCCUCUAGAAUUUUGCCUAUGCUUAGUUCCAUUCCGUUUCAUUUUUAUCCUGAAAAACUCCCCAGUCCUUAAUAAUUACAAGCAUACCCAUAACAUGAUGCAGCUACCACUAUGCUUGAAAAUAUGGAGAGUAGUACUGUAAUGGAUUUGCCCCAAACAUAACACUUUGUGUUCAGGACAAACACAAAGUGUUUUUUUUUUUUUUUGUUAUUUAGCAGAUGCUCUUAUCCAGAGCGACUUAGAGGAGCAAUUAGGGUUAAGUGCCUUGCUCAAGGGCACAUCGACAGAUUUUUCACCUAGUCGGCUUGGGGAUUAGAACCACCAACCUUUCGGUUACUGGCACAACGCUCUUAACCACUAAGCUACCUUACUUUAUUGCCUUGUUGCAAACAGUAUGCAUGUUUUUUAUUAUUUUUUAUUCUGUACAGGUUUCCUUCUUUUCACUCUGUCAAUUAGGUUAGUAUUGUGGAGUAACUACAAUGUUGUUGAUCCAACUUCAGUUUUCUCCUAUCACAGCCAUUAAACUUGCCUAGUUAAAUAUAGGUUAAAUUAAAUUAAAUUGAAAAAAAAGCCAUUAAACUCUGUAACUGUUUUAAAGUCACCAUUGGCUCAUGGCGAAAUCCCUGAGUGGUUUCCUUCCUCUCCAGCAACUGAGUUAUGAAGGAUGCCUGCAUCUUUGUAGUGACUGGGUGUAUUGAUACACCAUCAAAAGUGUAAUUAAUAACUUGCUCAAACGGAUAUUCAAUGUCUACUUUUCUUUAUUUAUACGAUCUACCAAUAGGUGCCCAUCUUUGCGAAGCAUUGGAAAACCUCCCUAGUCUUUGUGAUAGAAUCUGUUUUUGAAAUUCACUGCUCAACUGAGGGACCUUACAGAUAAUUGUAUGUGUGGGGUACAGAGAUGAGGUAGUCAUUCAAAAAUCAUGUUAAACACUAUUAUUGCACACAGUCCAUGCAACUUAUUAUGUGACUUGUUAAGCAAUUUUUUACUCCUGAACUUAUUUAGGCUUGCCAUAACAAAGGGGUUGAAUACUUAUUGACUCAAGACAUUUCAGCUUUUCAUUUUUAAUUAAUUUGUAAUAGUUUUGAAAAACAUAAUUCCACAAAUCUCAAUUUAAUCCAUUUUCAAUUCAGGCUGUAACACAACAACAUUUGGAAAAAAAUCAAGUGGUAUGAAUACUUUCUGAAGGCACUGUACCUUUCCUUGCUUAGUGUUAGUCCACCUUUUGACAUUAUAUCCAUAUGUGACUUACUAUGUGCCACUUUUAAGAAUAAUUUUUUCAACAGGUGAGAUUUAUUUUGAUGACAUAAACUUAGAUAAAGAUUACAGUCCAUGGAAAAGCUACCGGCAAAGUAAGCUAGCUAAUGUGCUCUUCACUAGGGAGCUGGCAACACGACUACAAGGUAAUUCAACUCCGCUGCACAACAUCAUUUCAUUUUACAGCAUGCAUUUGGCAGUAUGUUAGUAACACUGUUUGGCAUAACAAAGGCAUGAAGUACAAUGUGUGUUGCAUCUCUCUUCAAUAGAGUGGCAGCAGACUUACUGCAUUGAAUUAGGCUGAUACAAGACAUUACCUGUGUUUGUGUGUGUCUCUCUGUAACUGUAGGAACUGGAGUAACUACAUAUAGCCUCCAUCCUGGGGUCAUCCGGACUGAGCUUGGCCGGCACUUCUGGCCCGCCAUGCCCCUGUGGAAAAGAGCCAUCUACAAGCCUCUCAUGUUUUGGCUCAAGUCCCCCAGAGAGGGAGCCCAGACCACCAUCCACUGUGCUGUAGAAGAAAGCCUGGCAGAUGUCAGUGGACUCUACUACAGGUCAGACGCCAUCAGAGCUUGUAUUUGUCCAACCUUAGCUUCUUUUCACUGUUGGUGUUACUUUGCAUGCUUACAGUAUAUGGAUCUUGGUAAGAUUAAUACUAGGAUAUAUUCAAUGUGUGUCAUUAACUUUGUGUGUGUGUUUGGAAUAUUUUUUUCUGUCCUGGUUACAGUGACUGCGCCCCAAAAACUGUGGCCCUUCAGGGCCAGGAUGAUGCAGCUGCCAAGAAGCUGUGGGACCUGAGUGCCUCCAUGGUUGGUCUGGCAUGAUGGACCUGGUUACCACCAGGACUGGCCUAGCCUUUAGAAUGUUGACAUAUUACCAUCUGAUGAUGAUGAACUGUGAAAUGCAUCCAAACCUCAUUGCAUUCAGUAAGAAACUGUUGAAUGACAUUUGUUUAAGUUACAUUUAUUUAGAAUAUACAGCAAACUACAUACAAAAAUACUAUGCAUCAAAAUAUGUUAACGUGAGCCUUUUAAACAGAAGGAAUGUCACAUAAUUAAGUUACAUGGAAGCUGUAUGAACUUUUACUACAUAAGUGUAAAUUCUAUUGUAGAGGAACAAGGAUCACUAAAGUCUGUAUUUACGUACGUUUGUAGUAUACACAUUAUGUUGUCUUGUCAUGGAACUGAUGUAUGAAAAUACAUGUGCUAUAUCUACAAAACAUUUAGAGAAACAACAUACAUUGUUCUCUUGGGUAAUUUAAAAUGUACGAUAAUAAAGUGCUGAUUUACAUAAUCUCUUUAAUUGUACCUAGCUAAGGCAUAAAAAUCAUAUAUGAUUUGUGUAUAUUCUGAGCCUUUCAUAUUGGACAUUAAACCAACGGCACUAAAACAAAACAUAUUGUGGUUGCAUUAUGAAUGAUAAAUUACUUUUUGAUCCACUCUCUUUUCCGAUAAUUUGUCUGGAAGGCACUGUGUACAAGUUUGCUACAAAACAAUCAACCUCAAUUUAAUACUAAAGCUACAACAUACCCCCCAUCUGCAUGUUGCACUAAUAACAACAUUCUACACAACUAGAUGGCUUGUUGGCUACACAUGUACCUCCUACUGUAUGUGUUCUUAGGAUUGCACAUCUAAAGGAUUUAAUGGACCAAAGAAGAUUAUUAUGAAUAUACUUGCAUUCAA